CACCCUGGUCUUCCCCCCGUUUCUAUCUUGCGCCUUUGCCACCCCUUUCUCCCUCGCUUGGUAGUACCUAGCGAUCGUAGCACGGAGAACCCCUUUCUGCCAUCAUCUUUUACUCGGGAUGUCAGGAGAGUCGAUCCAAAGUCUCGGUCCAGACUUGGAAAUAGGCCUCCUGGAACAAAAUACGCCAAUAGUCGCGGGGGAAGGGGAGCUGCCUAGCAAUACGAGGAACGCGAACGUAGAACUGCCGGAAAGGGGGCCAGAGCCCACCACACGCGCGACUUCAAUCCCCGGGCCAAGAACACCAAGUCACCCUUCAUCCCUACGCCCUCAUGAUGCAAGAUCAGUAAGCCCAUCUCCUUCAGCAGCCUCGGUUCCUCACAACCGCAGGAGAUUUCGAGCCUUCCCAUCGCGCCCAACAAGGCCGGUGCGCAAGACAAGACGCGCAUCCAGCGCCGCCAGCUCACGCGUCUCGAGCUCCACACCCGGUUCGCCCCGUCAUGGGUCUCCUAGCUUGACAAACCCCAGUGUGAGAGCCGGCACCAUCGGCCCCCCCAGCCCACCUCCCACCGAGGGACCCGUGGCCGUAAAAGGCGCCUCGGUUACCCUGCAAGCCCGAGAUGCCGAGAACCAGGGGAAGUGGGCGGUGGAACACCACCAUAAGGGGUUGAUCCACGAGGUUGUGGGCGCGAGGAAAAAGUCAAAGCAGUGGUUAAACGGGCUCCUUGGGAUCACAGAGCCGGCUCCUCGAGAGAGGAUAUUCCGCGUCAGCUUUGCGGAAAUGCAGAGGUUGAAGCUCCGAAAGUUACAAGUCAAGUUGGUGGAUCAUGCUAUCGAUAUGACCACAUUAAAUCAGGAAUCUGCGGGAUGGGAACGCGACCUGGCCCAGUACACUCAAGCCGUGAAGGACUAUGAAUACAUGCUCGAGUGUACGAAGUUACCCCAGGAUUACUUCUAUGCCACCGGGGAGCGUGCUGUCGACCGGUACGUUAUUAGCCAGCUGGUAGGUGAUUUUGGUAGACUGGGUCAGGCCAGUAAGACCGUCCCCGUCGAGCUUUGGAGCGAGGAGAACACGGUCAUCGGCGGAACUCGCAACAUGAAUAUCAAGAAAACACGCAUGAAGGCGUUCAGGGACCGCCUGUCUAUUGCCACCAUCGGGGGUGCCCUGCUCGUGGGGCCCAUGUGGUUGAUGAUGCUGCGUGAUGGUCUUUACACUAGGCUUAUCACUACUACUGUCUGUGUAGCCCUUCUUGCACUGUUGGCCUCCUGGCGGCUAGAAAAGUCCGAUCAAGUGUUGCAGGCCACGGCGGCGUAUGCUGCUGUGCUUGUGGUUUUUGUUGGGUUGACGAACUCGGGCUCGUGAAAGGAAAGGUAUAUCAAGAGCUUAGGUACCUCUCUCGCACACACUGCCAUAGGAUAUGGAACAUCUCAUGUGAAC
Molecule: messenger RNA, 1435 nt
Organism: Chaetomium fimeti
Lineage: Eukaryota; Fungi; Ascomycota; Sordariomycetes; Sordariales; Chaetomiaceae
Exons: 3
Coding region: 119-1360 (413 amino acids)
Source: RefSeq, a predicted model, not a curated record